Nymphaea colorata (pocket water lily) is the source of this 3261-nucleotide messenger RNA. RefSeq lists its product as uncharacterized. The transcript has 18 exons. Bases 549 to 3092 code for a protein of 847 amino acids. Lineage: Eukaryota; Viridiplantae; Streptophyta; Magnoliopsida; Nymphaeales; Nymphaeaceae. The record is from RefSeq and is a predicted model, not a curated record. Gene Ontology annotation, biological process: lipid metabolic process.
ACGGCCUACCACACGCUUGGCUUGGCGGGGGAUUUCAAAUCGUUAUCCUGGACCAUCGUCUUCAAGAAGAGACACGUCAGGCCAGAGGCGGUCUCUAGCGUCGGAAUCUACGUCUCUGUCUCCGUGAUACAAUCUAUACUAGCUGAUCCUUUUCAUCAGAAGAGAAGGAAUAGAUUGAGACUAGGUUAUUAAGAGAAAGGCGAUCGGAAAAAGGAACGAGAUAACUCGAGUUCUGCUUCUCUGGUUCUUCUGAUUCUCCGGCUUUCCUUGAGCACAGGAGAGGAAGUAGGGAGGUUGCAUGUUUUGGAUCUGUAGAUAUCGAUCUCCGAACAUAAUAGUGAAUCGUUUGAGCGUUCUCUGGAAAUCCGGCGGUAGAGAUACCUGGUCGGCCAUCAAUUUCCCCUCUCUCUCUCUCGCGUGACGUCAAUUACUUCUAGAAAAGCGACGUCUAGAAGCUCGAGAUGGCGCCCCUCAUCUUUUAUCGUCAGUCGUCCCUUGUCUAAAAUCCGAUCAGUCCGCCAAAUUCAGAAGCUCUUUUACCAACGUCCAUGGGGUCCUUCUUCAUCUGUGGCGUAUUGACACCAUUUCCACGGGGCUGCUACCUCCCCACUGCCCAAUCUCUUCACUGUCGAAGCUAUGCGCUGAUCUUGUGUCCUCAGAAAUUGGGCGCGAGACCUUCUUCACUGCGCGUGAAGUAUAGGGCGCGGAAUGACGUCAUCCGCUGCUUCUUUCGUAAGAACGAGGAGUCAGUGCAAGCUUCUGCGGAAGACAUAGAGAGGAACGAUGAUCGCGUUCCUUUUGAUCUCAACCUCGCCGUCGUGCUUGCUGGUUUUGCUUUCGAGGCGUAUACCAGCCCUCCAGAUAAUGUGGGGACACGUGAGAUUGAUGCUGCCGAGUGCCAGACAGUAUACCUAUCCGAGCAGUUCCUUCGUGAGGUUUAUGAUGGGCAGUUAAUUGUCAAUUUGAAGAAGGGUGUUGAUUUGCCUGCCAUGGAUCCAUGGGGAACAAGUGAUCCUUAUGUAAUUAUACAAUAUGACAAUCAGGUUGUAAAGAGCAAGACAAAAUGGGCGACUAAAGAGCCAAUUUGGAACGAGAAAUUUAUUAUUAAUAUGAAGAAUCCUCCUAUAAAAAGCUUACAGAUUGCCGCUUGGGAUGCAAACCUUGUAACUCCACAUAAGCGCAUGGGCAAUGCUGGGAUUAGCCUUGAAUCACUUGUUGAUGGGGAUGUACACAAUAUACAGGUAGAAUUGGGAGGUAUGGGCGGUGGUGGACAGAUACUUCUGGAGGUUGAAUACAAAAGCUUUGAAGAAAUAGAUAGUGAGAAGCAAGGCUGGAAGAUACCUUUUGUUUCAGAUCUUUUUGGAGUUAAUGGUCUAGGUUCUGCUCUAAAAUUUGUUCAUGGCUCUGAGAGUGUACAGACUCGAAAGUUUGUAGAGUUUGCAUUUGGAAGGUUAAAGUCAUUGACUGAUAAUGAUGUAAACGGUACUCCAUCGUCUGAGGCAAAUGUGGAUGAAAAACUGGAUAUAAGCACACAACACGGUGAAAAGAUCUCUGUUGAUCAUGAGAAAAGGGAAACUGAUCAUGUUGCUAGCAGAUCAGAACCUGAAGAAAAAGAAGGUGAUUCAAAGCAGUCAUAUGAUUAUUUCUGGAUGCAUGUUGCUGAUGUAGUCAAUCAAACUGUGGAGGGUAAUGUCAUAAAGAAGCUUGGUUUUCCUGUUCUUGAGAGACUAAAAUGGGAUGGUUAUGACAUAAUAAGUAGGAUGGGCAUGCUGUCAAUGAGAAAUGCAAAUGAAGGGUAUGUUGAAUCUGGAUUAGCGUCUCCAGAAAAGAAUGAUAGUGAUAUCAUUUGUGAUUCAUCAUCUGCUGUAGAGAAGUCCCAAUCAUUAUCAGUGGAUUUGAAGAAAGUAUCAUGGGACAUGUUGAGGCAAGCAGACAACAUCCUUGGAACAUUGAUGGUACUUACUGCAGCAUUUGCUCAAGAGGAAAAGGAGUCUGUACAGAAGUCUGAAGGUGGUGAAUCAGUUUCCAGCAGUACUUCCUCAGAUAUUUCUCCCACGGAUGAUAACACAGAAGUGAGCAACAUGGUGUUACCCGUACAUCAAGGGCAUGCAGAGGAGAUGAAGGCAUUGUUCUUGACUGCAGAGAGUGCAAUGGAGGCUUGGGCUAUGCUUGCAACUUCACUGGGCCGUCCAAGUUUUAUCAAGUCUGAAUUUGAGAAGAUCUGCUUUCUUGAUAAUGUCUCAACUGAUACACAGGUGGCCUUUUGGCGUGACCCUAUAAAAAGAAGAUUAGUAAUUGCUUUCAGAGGGACAGAGCAAGCUAAAUGGAAGGAUUUGCGAACUGAUUUAAUGCUAGUUCCUGCUGGAUUGAACCCUGAGAGGAUAGGAGGUGACUUCAAACAAGAAAUUCAGGUUCAUAGUGGGUUCUUGAGUGCAUAUGAUUCAGUCAGAAAUAGGAUUCUUUCUUUGAUCAGAACCUCAAUAGGCUUUGUGAAGGAUGAUUCAGAAGAAACCAGACCUACUUGGCAUGUUUAUGUGACUGGACAUAGCUUGGGUGGCGCACUGUCUACACUGCUUGCUUUGGAGCUAUCAUCAAGUCAAAUGGCAAAAAGAAGGGCAAUCUCGGUGACCAUGUACAACUUCGGUUCUCCAAGAGUUGGAAAUAAAAGAUUUGCAGAAGCAUAUAAUGAGGUUGUGAAGGAUAGUUGGCGGAUUGUUAAUCACAGAGACAUCAUUCCAACAGUGCCACGUUUGAUGGGCUACUGUCAUGUAGCACAGCCAAUUUAUCUCAAGGCUAAGGAUUUAAGAGAUGUGAUGGUAAAUAUGGAGCUUGUACAGGAUGGAUAUGAGAGUGAUGUUAUAGGAGAGUACACACCUGAUGCUCUUGUUGGCGAAUUUAUGAAAGGUGAGAAGCAACUUAUUGAGAAAAUUCUGCAAACUGAGAUAAGUUUAUUCCGUUCAAUAAGAGAUGGAAGUGCACUUAUGCAACAUAUGGAAGAUUUUUAUUACAUAUCCCUUUUGGAGAGUGUCAGAGCAAACAUAAAAGGCGUUGAAAGUUCAAGCGCUACCAAGUCUGGAAUUCUGAGUGCCUGAUGGGCUUCUUACACACUUCAGUCAGAUAAGCUUAUCCAAAACGCGGGAGUGUAAAGUAGUAGUGUGAUCUUGGUAUUUCAUAAGCUUAUAUUUAGACAGAUGAAAUAAAAAAGGCCGUGUAUGUCUCUUGCCUUGCUUAUUCCUGGAUUGACUUCCAAUUUUUUGCUCA